AUGACAUCAAAGUUGUCCUACUUCCUACUACUCUUACUUUUGUCUACAGUACUAUUGGAUACUGUAGAAUGUAGAAAGAAGAAAAAAGACAAGAAUAAGAGCCGCCAAUUGCCUGAGGAAAAAGAAGAUGAAGGUAGGAAAAUUAGCGUUAACCUUAAUAUGCCAUUCAUUGACAUUUCUAUCAUUUCAGAAGCUCGACGUGCACAUCUGACUGGUAUGUUAAUAUUGUUAUUAGUUUAUUUGAACUAGGAUUAGGGCAGGGUAAGACAAGAACAAGGCAAGGCAAGGUUCUGCAAGGCACGGCAGGGCAAGAAACAAGCCUAGGCAAAGGCUAAAAGCUGGGUUUAAGGUUAGAACUAGGGCUCUGGGCUAAGGAGCUGGGCUAGGGCUCUGGGCUAGGGCUCUGGGCUAGGGCUCUGGGCUAGGGCUCUGGGCUAGGGCUCUGGGCUAGGGCUCUGGGCUAGGGCUCUGGGCUAGGGCUCUGGGCUAGGGCUCUGGGCUAGGGCUCUGGGCUAGGGCUCUGGGCUAGGGCUCUGGGCUAGGGCUCUGGGCUAGGGCUCUGGGCUAGGGCUCUGGGCUAGGGCUCUGGGCUAGGGCUAGGGCUAUCUAGGGUUUUACAAAGCUAUAAUAAUGCCAUUUUCAUUGUAGUAAACGUAGACAUGGACCAAAAAGACGACGAUGACAGUAGCAGUGAUGACGAUGAUGACAAGAAAGACAAAAAGCCAGAAACUUCUAGUCCGCUAACAAAAGUUGACCCAUCUAAUGACAAAGUUUAUCAAGUAGGACCAGACAAUAGUGUUGUUGGUACUAAAAGUAGAAAAAGAAGAAGUCAUGGAGUAAGUUAAAAAAUAUUUUUGAAAAAAAUUUUUAAAUUUUUUAAAAUUUUAAAAAUUAAAAAAAAAUUUUUAGGCCAAGCACAUUCCGGUAUAUCAUGUUCAUCCAGACUCACAAACUGCUAUUCCUGUAAAUAUUCUACGGCACCGCCGUUUCUCUGGCACGAACGACUGGAUUUACAAUGUUCUUUGA
This is a messenger RNA of Bursaphelenchus okinawaensis, 1026 nucleotides long. The record is from the annotation of a GenBank genome assembly. NCBI's taxonomy places the organism in Eukaryota, Metazoa, Nematoda, Chromadorea, Rhabditida, Aphelenchoididae.